This is a messenger RNA of Clarias gariepinus (North African catfish), 1367 nucleotides long. RefSeq names its product calpain, small subunit 1 a (gene capns1a). The coding region runs from base 90 to 740 and encodes 216 amino acids. The record is from RefSeq and is a predicted model, not a curated record. The transcript has 11 exons. Gene Ontology annotation, molecular function: calcium ion binding. Lineage: Eukaryota; Metazoa; Chordata; Actinopteri; Siluriformes; Clariidae.
UCCCAGUAUAACUCCUCUGCAAUCCGCUAGUCACAGUUACAGGCACGCGCAGCUUACUGGUUUGCUUACUUUGUAACCCUGAGGUAAAGAUGUUUCUGGCUAAGAAGCUGAUUGGCGGGAUCAUCGAUGUGGUGAGCAACAUCGACCCCGGCCAGUUCGUCCCCUCCGAACCUCCUCCUCCUCGCAGACCGCUGGCGUACGUUCAGGCUAACGAGAACGAUGAGGAGAGACAGUUCCGCAAAGUCUUCCAACAGCUCGCUGGCGAUGACAUGGAGGUGAGCCCCAAUGAGCUGAUGAGCAUCCUCAACAAAAUCAUCUCUAAGCAUGCCGACCUGAAGACUGAUGGUUUUACAAUCGAGUCCUGCAGGAGUAUGGUGGCCGUCAUGGACAGCGACAGCACGGGAAAACUGGGGUUCGAAGAGUUCAAGUACCUCUGGAACAACAUCAAGAAGUGGCAGGCUGUCUAUAAGCAGUAUGAUGCCGAUCACUCCGGCGUGAUCGGAGCGGAUGAGCUGCCCAACGCGUUCCGAGCUGCAGGCUUCCCCCUGAGCGAUCAGGUCUUCCAGCUUAUCAUCCGCAGGUACAGCGACGAUAACGGCAACAUGGACUUCGACAACUACAUCGGAUGCCUGGUCCGUCUGGACGCCAUGUGCCGUGCUUUUAAAACGCUGGACAAAGACAACAACGGCACAAUCAAAGUGAACAUCAAAGAGUGGCUCCAGCUGACCAUGUACUCCUGAGCGACUCGCCGCGCCUCGAUCGCUAAACUGACGCACUGUACUCACCUUCUUCGCCACAACGUUAGCCAACGCCAAAUUAAACACAGCCUGCACAUCCCCAAAGCUCCCUUUUAUCGUAUUUUAUCCUAUCCUGCGUUUCUGCAUAUUUUGGAGUUUUUCCUAAACUAGAGUCAUUUAUAUAAAGGAAUAAGAGUUAGAGAGUUUAUUAAUCCUGUACAGCAUGGAUCAAAUCAGCAGCUGAUACCAGAGCAUGGAGACGACAGGGGGGGCCCCAAUGUGUGGCUGGAAAGUUAACCGAACAGGUUUAAUUUUUAUACGAAAUAAAAGUCUAUUCAAAUAAAUUCACAAAACUGUCCUUUUUUGCUUCUUUUUUAAGUUUUAAAUAAGAUUUAUGUUCCCGAGGUGAUCUGUGAGAGACACAUCUGUACCUACUGCUAACAGCUAGCUAGUCAAAGUGAACUUUAUUGUCAAUACUACCAUGCAAACAGAUCACUAGUUAUCACACAUUAUUUUUCCUUUCUACUAUAAAAGAAAAAUCUUUCUACUGUGGUGUUUGAAACUGAUCUCAAAUUAGGAAAUGUCUUCAGGUUUCUGGAUUGAUUAAUACCAAUAAAAUGGACAAAUUGA